Molecule: messenger RNA, 1044 nt
Organism: Pediculus humanus corporis (human body louse)
Lineage: Eukaryota; Metazoa; Arthropoda; Insecta; Psocodea; Pediculidae
Exons: 2
Coding region: 1-1044 (347 amino acids)
Source: RefSeq, a predicted model, not a curated record
AUGCACACGUGGAAUCUUCUAGAUGUUAUUUUAACUGCCAAAAGCAAACCUUUUGUUAAGCGCGAUCAAAAGGAACAAUCCGGGGAUCCGAAAAAAAAGCCAGAUUUAAUACCUCACAAGGGUGGUGAUGGAUCACCGGGUGCGGGUCAAAAAUUUCCCGAACUUCCCAAAACGUUAGAGGCGAGUUUGAGGCCGGAAGUGCCCAGAGUACAGCCGGAACCGUUGAAACCGGCGAGUUUGCCCAAAGACAUACCGAAAUCGAAUUCGGGGGAUGCUACAAAAUCAAAUUUACCAUCCAAGGCUCCGUCGGAAUCGAACAAAGGUUCGGAUUUUCCGUCGGCGAAAUUCAUGUCCAAAGUCCCGGAGAGACCGAAUUUACCGGAUUUGCCGAAAUUUUCACCGAAUCGAAACGAAUCUCCCAAAACUCCCGACUCGCCCAAAUUGCAAGAACUCCCCAAAGUCGUGCCCAAAAUCCCCGAACCGACGAGUUUUUCACCCAAAACUCCGGAUCUACCCAAAAUUCCAUCGGAUCCUUUUAAAACGACGACUCCGAAAACGACGACUCCCGACUCUCCGAAGGAUGUCAAUUUGUCGAAUAAUUCAAAAAUCGCCGACAGCGUGCCUAAUUUCAUGCCCGCGAGAAGACCGGAAUCCGUGAUGCCGAAUUUUCCACCCUCGGGAAAGAAUCCCGUGCCGCCGACGAGUCAAGAAUUUCCGCUUCCCCCCUAUUUGCCCGGAGUUCCGGGAAAUCAAAAAACACCCACGGAAAGGGGUGACGAAUUGUUUGGGCUUGGAAAAAAUCAAAAUAUGAAAAGUCCCAGCAAACCGUUCGGAGACCUGAGAGAUUUAUCAUACUCGAAAUCGGAAUUCCCGGAAAGUCCCGUCGAACAGUCGAGUGCCAAGAAAAUCGGAGAUGCUCUUUCUCAAAAAAUGCCCAAAAAAUACAGCGAAGUCUUGAAUCCGGAUUCAUUAGAAUCGAGCGACGUUGACGAAGACGACGAGGAAGUCGAUGAUGACGAUGAAGAAGAAGAAGAAGAAGAUUAA